AUGGCUAACUAUCUUGCCUCGAUUUUCGGUACCGAGCAAGACAAAGUCAACUGCUCCUUCUACUACAAGAUCGGAGCUUGUCGUCACGGCGAUCGCUGCUCGCGAAAACAUGUCAAGCCUUCAUAUUCGCAGACCAUCUUAUUGCCAAACCUCUACCAGAACCCAGCAUACGACCCGAAGAAUAAGAUGAACCCCAGCCAGAUCCAGAACCACUUUGACGCUUUCUACGAGGAUAUCUGGUGUGAGAUGUGCAAAUAUGGCGAGAUUGAGGAGAUUGUUGUCUGCGAUAAUAACAAUGACCACUUGAUCGGUAAUGUCUACGCCCGUUUCAAAUAUGAAGACUCUGCGCAAGCAGCAUGCGAUGCGCUCAACUCCCGAUGGUACGCCGCGCGACCCGUGUAUUGCGAGCUAUCGCCCGUCACAGAUUUCCGAGAAGCAUGUUGUCGGUUAAACAGCGGCGAGGGAUGUGUUCGAGGCGGUUUCUGCAAUUUCAUCCACCGCAAAGAGCCGACACCAGAACUGCAACGAGAGCUGGAUCUUGCAACGAAGAAAUGGUUGAAGGAACGCGGUCGAGACGAGCGUAGUGUUAGCAGAAGCCCUAGCCCCGAGCCGACUCGCCGGAGAUAUUAG
Talaromyces marneffei is the source of this 630-nucleotide messenger RNA. RefSeq lists its product as uncharacterized. Gene Ontology annotation, cellular component: spliceosomal complex; U2AF complex. Gene Ontology annotation, biological process: mRNA splicing, via spliceosome. NCBI's taxonomy places the organism in Eukaryota, Fungi, Ascomycota, Eurotiomycetes, Eurotiales, Trichocomaceae. Bases 1 to 630 code for a protein of 209 amino acids. Gene Ontology annotation, molecular function: metal ion binding; pre-mRNA 3'-splice site binding. The transcript is spliced from 2 exons. The record is from RefSeq and is a predicted model, not a curated record.